AUGGCAUCCGCACCCGAAGCCCCGACCGCCGCCAUCCCCGCCGAAGCUGUCGGCGACGCGCCCGCCGCCUCAGGAGGCCAGAAAGUCGACCCCUGGAACGUGUCUGGAGAAGUCGGCACUGAUGGCAAGGUCAAGGCCAUUGAUUACAAGAAAAUUGUCGACGAGUUCGGAACGAAGCUGAUCGACGAUGCCCUUCUCGAGCGCUUCGAGCGCGUGACUGGUCAUAGGCCUCACCACUUCCUCCGCCGCCAGAUUGUCUUCUCCCACCGCGACCUCGACCUUAUCCUCGACCGCGUCGAGAAGAAGCAGCCUUUCUUCAUUUACACUGAGGCCAUAGACGAGAAGUUCCUCUUCUCUGAGAAGAGAACGGUCGAAGAAGUUCAGCACUACACAAGAGAAAACGCCAAGGACAUCAUUGCCAUUGGCUUCAAUCCCGAGAGGACCUUCAUUUUCUCCGACUACGACUACAUGGGCGGCAACUUCUACAAGAACGUUACGCGUGUGGCCAAGAGAAUCACCCUCAACACAGCCAAGGCCGUCUUCGGCUUCGACGACAGCUCCAACAUUGGCAAGGUUCACUUCGCCAGUAUCCAAGCCAGCUCCUCCUUCGGCAACUCAUUCCCCCACAUCUUUGGCGAUGACGAGGCGAAGACUUCCCAGAUUCCCUGCCUGAUUCCUUGUGCCAUUGACCAGGACCCCUACUUCCGCGUGACAAGAGAUUGUGCCGCCGGCCUGCGCUACGCCAAGCCCUCGCUCAUUCACUCUCGUUUCCUCGAUGCUCUUCAGGGCCCCGGUUCCAAGAUGUCGGCGUCAAUUGACUCAAGUGCCAUCUUCUUGAACGACACACCCAAGCAGAUCCAGAACAAGAUGAACAAGUAUGCCUUCAGCGGUGGCAAGGUUACCGCCGAGGAGCAGCGUGCUGAGGGAGCCGAUCCGGAUGUCGACGUCAGCUACCAAUACUUGCGCUUCUUUCUCGACGAUGAUGAGGAACUCGCCAAGAUCCGCGAGGACUACCGCACAGGAAAGAUGCUUACCGGCGAGAUCAAGAAGAGGUGCGCCGAGGAGCUGGCCAAGUACUGCACGGCCUUCCAGGAGCGGAGAGCCAAGGUGGACGAGGAGACUGUCAAUCUCUUCUUCAGCCGUCGGCCGUUGUCCUGGGGCCUUGCCGAGAACCUCAAGUCCAUUCCCAUCCGCGAGGCUACCACUGACGGCCCCGCCGAGGGUGCCGACGGCAAGAUGACGAAGAAUCAGCUCAAGAAGCUGGAGAAGCAGCGCCAAAUUGACGAGAAGAAGGCCGCCAAGGCAAAGGAAAAGGAGGCUGCCAAGGCUUCUGCUUAG
This is a messenger RNA of Colletotrichum fioriniae, 1338 nucleotides long. The record is from RefSeq and is a predicted model, not a curated record. NCBI's taxonomy places the organism in Eukaryota, Fungi, Ascomycota, Sordariomycetes, Glomerellales, Glomerellaceae.